AUGGCUGCAGAGAUCUUUGGCAACAAGAUUCUGAUUACAGGAUAUGAGUUAAGUGCUCUAUAUUCUUAUUCAAUUAGAAGAAACACUCAUUCACCUAUAUUUGAUCUACUAUACAUGAAAUAUAAAAUCCUUUUUUCCCAUCAAGAAAGAGCUUUUAUUUUUUGCGAUGGUUUUGGUGCUAAUAUGACCUGGGAAAAUGAAACAAACUAUUUCACUGCCGUGAUUUAG
This is a messenger RNA of Blepharisma stoltei, 228 nucleotides long. NCBI's taxonomy places the organism in Eukaryota, Ciliophora, Heterotrichea, Heterotrichida, Blepharismidae. The record is from the annotation of a GenBank genome assembly.